CAGGUGUGGUGCUAAAACAAGAGCUGUAACCCCAUUAAGACAACGAUGUAGAGCAGCCAAGCGAUGAAAAACUUUAACUUGAGGCGAACUGUAUUCUAGAAACAGCCUCCAAUGUUAAUACUGUCGCGUUCAUCUGGUGCUGUAUAAACUGUUCUCGGAGGUCAAGCAUCUUUCUUGUCCUGCUACAGGCUCCUACACCUUGCAAAUGGGGCUGUUGAAUGGUUGUACCAGCAUUCAGCGCUCUUAUUUAUUAUUACUUUUUGCUUUACUGUGCUUGCGUCUGUAUGACGCUGUCCUGCCCAUAUCAAUUCGCCCUUUACGACUGCCACUGUCCUGACAUGCCAUCAUACCGUCUUAGGUAUCAUGGACAAGAUGGAGGACUUCCAGAGUUUGUUCAUGAGUUGUGGACAGAUGAUGUUCCCCAAAAGGCUAGUUCUUCAAGGCUCCGAGGGUGAGGUUAUCUCGACUGUUUUCCAGUCUGCCCAAGAUAUCCUCACUCAGCCGUUCCUGUCAUUUAAGGUUGCUUUCGGGUGGAAGUUAACCGAAGCCGUAUUCCAACCUGUUGGAUACUGGGGACCCUACUACCAGUACAAUCUGGUUACAACUGUCCCAUCUGUAGCAGAGACAGGAUUUACGUCUUCCGACAUGCCGUUCUCUGUGGUGGUGGAGGGCUACCAAGGAAUACUGUGCCAGACGCUACAAAUUGGUGUUUUUCGAUACAAUCUUGACGUUACUUCCUCUUUCCUAGGCGUCCAAGCCAUCUUCGGCAAAUUGGGUAACAAGGACAGUGUUAAAAGACACGCUGAGGAAUGUCCUCAUGACCUUGAGAGGUACCCUGGCACGAAGGCACUAUACAGAGCUGUAUAUAGACCACCUAUUCCGCCUUUAUCUACCACGGAUCCGGUUACCAUCAGUGGACGAGAAUGCCUACCCAUCGUACAGGCUUGGCUUGAGGAGAGCAUGGCUCUUGGGAAUGAUGCUCAGGAACAUUUGGAGACAGAAUCUCUCAAGUUAACUGGGCGUUCUGAGGAUGGGUUCAUGGGGGUUGACGGAUGUCAGAUAGCUUCACGGCCAAACAAUGUUGCUGGUCUGCAGGUUUCAGAUUCAGCGACCUCGACAAAUAAAGCCGAUAGGAAGAGGGCUAAGCGAACGGGGAGGCCGACAAGAAGUAUCCCCCGCUCGGUGAUCAUCGAUGGCAUAUCGUCAAUGACCCGUGACUGGAGCGCCAAUGAGAUAAAUUAUUCAAGACGGGUAGUUUACGUGUCGGAAGUUGUGCAGGAGAACACGAGGAAAGUUGUGUUGUCACCAAUUACGCAAGACAAAUGGCGGCCUAAUACUAAGUGCAUCAGUUGCAUAUAUUGGAGAGAGCAGCAUGAGCACUAUAUUACAAGCGUCGACGUGCUUUUGCUUUUAGAAGUUGUCAGUGGACUGAGCUUUGCAGCAGCUGACAGGAUUAGGAUACGGCGGACAUUGGAGCGAUUCAAGCCUAUUACUAUCAAUCGAAAAGAGCGAGAUUCCUGGACGGACGAGAUUUCGAGGCUGAUCCUCAACUUACCGGCCCCUAAACCAAUGAUAAUCCAAAAAAGCACAAAGAUCUUCAAGUGGAGAACACUGGAAACCAUUCUGAGUCGUGUGGUGGGCUAGCAAGCAGAAACA
This is a messenger RNA of Aspergillus alliaceus, 1656 nucleotides long. RefSeq lists its product as uncharacterized. The transcript has 2 exons. Lineage: Eukaryota; Fungi; Ascomycota; Eurotiomycetes; Eurotiales; Aspergillaceae. Gene Ontology annotation, cellular component: nucleus. The record is from RefSeq and is a predicted model, not a curated record. Bases 364 to 1644 code for a protein of 426 amino acids.